Molecule: messenger RNA, 3520 nt
Organism: Anguilla rostrata (American eel)
Lineage: Eukaryota; Metazoa; Chordata; Actinopteri; Anguilliformes; Anguillidae
Gene: ggcx
Product: gamma-glutamyl carboxylase
Exons: 15
Coding region: 508-2823 (771 amino acids)
Biological process (GO): peptidyl-glutamic acid carboxylation
Molecular function (GO): gamma-glutamyl carboxylase activity; vitamin binding
Source: RefSeq, a predicted model, not a curated record
UGCCGUAACUGUUUACACCGCCCUUGUUAAAAUACGGAAGUGUUCGCAGUCGUGAUUUAUGUCACGUAUUUAGUCAGCUGUAGAAGGUUUAACCUAUUUUUCUAGUCUAUGGAUUCAACUUCAUGCUGUUAGAUCCGACUGCGUGAUGGCAGCGUCACAGAAACUGGAUGGCAGUGUGUUUCUUGUGCUCUGUGCAGCUUGAAUUAGGCACAUUGACGCUUGAAGACCAUACUUUUCACGCCCAUUAUAUCAACGGAUUCACAAAAUUCAUAAAGUAACUUGCAUUUGUGCAUUUUUAUACGUUGCAAAACAACCCCUGAUUAAUUCUUACUGAAUGCAAAUUAAAACCGUCCCAUAUUCACCCCGAUCUGUGCUCUGGAUGUGACACGUGGCGAGCUAUUUACCUACGUGUACAGCAGUUGGGAACGGGAAAGGCACAGGAUAGCUUUGUGCUGUCCUGCAAGACAGCAGAACCUGUAGCAGCAGGACAGCCCGGACAUAGAGAAAAUGGGAGAAGACGUGAAAACAGCCUCAUCCGGCAGAGGGGGGGGUGAUGUCCAGGCCGGUGUCCCGCCGGAAAGCUGGAUGAAGCGCGUUUUCGGGUUCGGGAAGGGAGACCUGUCUUCCUGGGAGCGGCUGGUACGCCUCCUCAACCGUCCCACCGACCCUGCCGCGCUCGGAGUCUUCCGCUUCCUGUUCGGCCUGCUGAUGGCGGUGGACAUCACCCAGGAGCGAGGCCUCAGCCACCUGGACUACAGAUACCUAGACGGCGCACCUGUGUGUCGAUUUCCACUUUUCAACUUCCUGGAGCCGCUGCCGCUGGACUGGAUGUACAUGGUCUAUGUGGUGAUGUUCCUGGGAGCCGUUGGCAUCAUGAUUGGCUGUUUUCACCGCGUCUCCUGCCUCAUGUUCAUUUCCACCUACUGGUACGUCUUCUUCUUGGACAAGACUGCCUGGAACAACCAUUCCUACCUUUAUGGGCUCAUUGGCUUCCAGCUCACCUUAAUGGAUGCAAACAGAUACUGGUCGGUAGAUGGACUUUGGAAUGCAAAAAAGAAGAAUGCCCAUGUCCCACUCUGGAACUACACCAUCAUCAGGGCUCAGAUCUUUAUUGUGUAUUUCAUCGCUGGCAUUAAGAAGCUGGACUCCGAUUGGGUGGGCGGAUACUCCAUGUCCUACCUGGCCCACCACUGGCUGUUCGACCCUUUCAAGCUAAUUCUGCCGGUGGAGACGGUCAGUCUCCUGGUGGUCCACGGCGGAGGCCUCAUUCUGGACCUGUCCGCCGGGUAUCUGCUCUUCUUCGAUGCCACGCGUCCCGUCGCCAUGGUCUUCGUCUCCUACUUCCACUGCAUGAACUCCCAGCUCUUCAGCAUCGGAAUGUUUUCCUACACCAUGCUGGCCACCAGUCCCAUUUUCUGCUAUCCUGAUUGGCCGAGACGCUUUUUCGGCGGCUUCCCGGCGGCCCUUAGGGCGGUACUGCCCCCCACCGAACCGGCGCCUCAGUCCAGUGCCUCCUGCGUGUACGCGGAAACCCCGCCCAGUGUCGCCGCGGGAACCCCGCCCAGCGCUGCUGCCACGGCAACCCCGCCCAGCGCCGCCGCGGUCGGGCAGCAGCCUCCCUCGGCCUCUAGGCCCCUCAAACCGGGACGCAGGCACAAGCUGGGGACCCUGUUCACCCUGCUGUACCUGUCCGAGCAGCUCUUCCUGCCCUAUUCACACUUCAUCACACAGGGCUACAACAACUGGACCAACGGCCUGUACGGGUACUCCUGGGAUAUGAUGGUUCACUCCCGCACGCACCAGCACGUCAAGAUCACCUACAGAGAUGGAAAGACCGGGGAUACUGGAUAUCUCAACCCCGGGGUGUUCACACAGAGCCGGCGCUGGAAGGACCAUGGAGACAUGCUAAAGCAGUACGCCACCUGCCUGAGCCGCAAUCUGGUCCACUACAACAUCAGCGAGCCGCAGAUCUUCUUUGACAUCUGGGUGUCCAUCAACGAGCGCUUCCAGCAGAGGAUCUUCGAUCCCCGUGUGGACAUCGUGACUGCCGACUGGUCGCCCUUCCGCCCCAACCCGUGGCUGAUGCCCCUGCUGGUGGACCUUUCUCCGUGGAGAACCAAGUUUCAGGAGAUCGAGGGCUCACUGGACAACCAGACUGAAGUGGUCUUCAUUGCUGACUUCCCAGGCCUUCACCUGGAGAACUAUGUGAGCAAAGACCUGGGUAACACCAGUGUGCAGGUACUGCAGGGACAGGUGAGCGUUGAGAUUGUGGAGGAGAAGACCAACUACACCCUGUUGCCUGGAGACCAGAUGAAGCUACCUGCUGGAGCGUACCAUAAAGUGUACACAGUAUCAGACCAGCCAUCCUGCUACAUGUACAUCUAUGUGAACACCACAGAAGUGGCGCUGCAGAAGAACUUCACCAAACUGUUUGAGCUUCAGGAGCGAAUCAGGAACGGCACCGAGACGGAGCCCGUGCCCCCGGAGCUGCAGCCGCUGGUGAGCGUGGCCGAGGGGAAGGACCCGGGGGUGAACGUGACGGACCCGGUGCUGCGCCUCUUCCUGCGCCGGCAGCAGCGCAUGCAGGACGUGAAGAAGCACCGCGAGGCCUCCCUGGUCCAGAGGCUGCAGCGCUUCUCCCUCAAGAAGUAUUACAUGCUCCGACGCGGGUUCCUCAUGACAGCCAUUGCCAUGCGUAACCUGAUGGUGGGGCUGCCUCCGCUGGAGCAGCUCUCCCAGGAGGUGGCGUACGCGAACCUGAAGGAGCCCGAGGUCGCCCCGGACGAGCCGCUGAAGGAGGAGGCCGGCCACCUGGAGCUGUGAGGCGAGCCGCGGGAGGAACUGUGGGAAGAACCCGCAGCGUGCAACGCGUCUGGCCAGCUGUUACUGCUACUCAGACCUGGGUCAAAUACGUGUGUGUUUCGGAUUCCAAUUCUGUGCUCUGUUGAUCUUGCCUGGUGUAAUUGAGCCUGCCAAUGUGACCAGAAGGUGGGGUUUGCACUUUUUGAGAGUAUUUCAUUUGUUCCAAUACACCAGACAAGAUCAGCAAAGUGUAGAAAAGUAUUUGAAUCCAAAACAAAUACGUAUUUGACCCAGGUCUGCUGCUGCUACUGCUACAGAUUCAUCAGGCUCCUCCUAAUCCGCGAAUAUCUCCCGCACAUUCCAGAGAAUUUCAGGGCUUUGAUGGAAAAAAAAUUCCUUUAAAAAAAAAAAAACAUUUUGGAUUUUUAUUUACAUUUGAGUUCCGAUGAUGAUUUCACGACCGUCAGUAUAAAUAUUUUGAAACAGGUUUUGUAAUUAUUUUGAAGUCGUUUCAAGAGCAGUUUUUCUACGUGUAUACUAUGAAGUGCAUUAUGUCGCAUUAAGCUAACAUUCAAUGGCUGUGGCUGACAUUGCUGUGAUUACACUGAUUCCCCCUGCACAUGAAUUGUACUCAUGUAUACUUUUACUAAGAAAGAAAACACUAAUAUUGUGUAAUUUAGUCUGGUUUGACACAAAAUAAAUGUACGUUUUAUGGAAA